UGUCAGGCGCUCACGAGGCUCCAAAUACAAAAUGGCAAACUCCGCCGCCCUGCUCCACUCACUCCUCUCCACCGCCUGGACGCCGCGCCGCCGCCUCGACCGAGCCUCGGCCACGCGGCUCGCCCCGUCCCCCGGCCCGCCCUGCCGCUCCCGCCGGCCGACGCGCUCCGUGCGCUCGAUGGCGUCGUCGACGACCGCGGCCCGGGCCGACGCGGCGGCGCCGGGGCUGAAGGAGGGCAUCGCGGGGCUCUACGACGAGUCGUCCGGCCUGUGGGAGAGCAUCUGGGGCGAGCACAUGCACCACGGCUUCUACGACUCCGGCGAGGCCGCCUCCAUGUCCGACCACCGCCGCGCCCAGAUCCGCAUGAUCGAGGAGGCCCUCGCCUUCGCCGCCGUCCCCGACGAUCCGACAAACAAACCGAAAACGAUUGUUGAUGUCGGAUGCGGAAUCGGUGGUAGCUCAAGAUACCUGGCGAACAAAUAUGGAGCACAAUGCUCUGGGAUCACAUUGAGCCCAGUGCAAGCCGAGAGAGGAAAUGCCCUCGCAGCAGCACAGGGGUUGUCGGACAAGGCUUCUUUCCAAGUUGCUGAUGCUCUGGAGCAACCAUUUCCUGAUGGGCAGUUUGAUCUUGUCUGGUCUAUGGAGAGUGGUGAGCACAUGCCGAACAAACAGAAGUUUGUAAGCGAGCUGGCACGCGUCGCAGCUCCAGGAGCAACUAUCAUCAUCGUGACCUGGUGCCAUAGGAACCUCGCGCCAUCGGAGGACUCACUGAAACCUGACGAGCUGAAUCUUUUGAAAAAGAUUUGUGAUGCAUAUUACCUCCCGGAUUGGUGCUCUCCCUCGGAUUAUGUCAAGAUUGCCGAGUCAUUGUCUCUUGAGGAUAUCAAAACGGCCGACUGGUCUGAAAACGUGGCCCCGUUCUGGCCUGCUGUCAUCCAAUCAGCACUGACAUGGAAAGGCCUCACUUCUCUACUAAGGAGUGGAUGGAAGACGAUAAAGGGAGCACUGGUGAUGCCUCUCAUGAUCCAAGGCUACAAGAAAGGCCUCAUUAAGUUCAGCAUCAUCACCUGCCACAAACCCCAAGCAGCCAUAGAAGGAGAACCUGAGGCCGCAUCGCCCAGAGUGUAGAAUAGAACCCAUGUGAUUGGAAUAGACUCGGCUUGCUGUCGCCUUGUAGCUGAAUAAUUUCGUGUUACCGUGCCUCUGUAUCUGCAACUGGAAGUGCCAUAUGAGAAUGGUUCCUAAAGCAAAAUUCUCCUCAGAUUCAUCA
This is a messenger RNA of Triticum aestivum (bread wheat), 1271 nucleotides long. Its product is annotated as probable tocopherol O-methyltransferase, chloroplastic. NCBI's taxonomy places the organism in Eukaryota, Viridiplantae, Streptophyta, Magnoliopsida, Poales, Poaceae. The record is from RefSeq and is a predicted model, not a curated record. The transcript has 6 exons. Bases 32 to 1129 code for a protein of 365 amino acids. Gene Ontology annotation, biological process: methylation. Gene Ontology annotation, molecular function: S-adenosylmethionine-dependent methyltransferase activity.